UAAUCGCUUUUGUCACAUUCAGAUUGUCCCUGCUCCCUCAGUCACCUCUGCGCGCUGAGCCCGACCAGCUCGGGUUGGAUUCUCUAUCAGCCCAACUUCAUGUUUUAAGUUCUUCCAACAUGAAGCAGUCGUAAUCUUGGGGAGGAGAGAAACACCAAUCCUCGAAGUAAAUCACCAGGCUGAUGAGGCUUCGCUUGCUUUUGUUUUGACAGACCUGUGCCCAGUAAAUUUGAUUUCCGGAGUCAGUCAUCUUGGCGUCUUCUUCGACAGUUCCCAAAGGGUCUGGAAUCCACCAGAAACCGAAGCCAGGGAGAGCGUGCUUGCCUUGGUCACUGCGCGGAGCAGCCACCUGCUUGGGAGCGCGGCAUUCACACACCAGUUGGAGACUAGGCUUGGGAAGUUUUCCACGUAGAUGGUGCCUCUCUCGUGGAUGGACGGGGAGAAAUAACAUCUGCAGAUUGCUGCCAGACACCCUGAGAACACAAGCCCACCUGGUCUUUGGUCCCCUUGCUGAAUGGCAUUCGCUGCGGUAGCCCACUGAGGGCUACUUUCCUGGGGAUUCAGGGUUUGGGCACGGGACUCCAGUCUGGGAAGAUGCUCAGUUCCAUCAAGUGCGUGUUGGUGGGUGACAGCGCUGUGGGGAAAACCUCCCUGUUGGUGCGUUUCACCUCCGAGACCUUCCCCGAGGCCUAUAAGCCCACGGUGUACGAGAACACGGGUGUGGACGUCUUCAUGGACGGCAUCCAGAUCAGCCUGGGCCUCUGGGACACUGCUGGCAAUGAUGCCUUCAGAAGCAUCCGCCCCCUGUCCUACCAGCAGGCCGACGUGGUGCUGAUGUGCUAUUCCGUGGCCAACCAUAACUCGUUCCUGAACUUGAAGAACAAGUGGAUUGGUGAAAUCAGGAGCAACCUGCCCUGUACCCCAGUGCUGGUGGUAGCCACCCAGACCGACCAGCGGGAAGUGGGGCCCCACAGGGCCUCCUGCAUCAAUGCCAUAGAAGGGAAGAAACUGGCCCAGGAUGUGCGAGCCAAGGGCUACCUGGAGUGCUCAGCCCUCAGCAACCGGGGAGUGCAGCAGGUGUUUGAGUGUGCUGUCCGGACUGCCGUCAACCAGGCCAGGCGACGAAACAGAAGGAGGCUCUUCUCCAUCGAGUGCAAGAUCUUCUAAUCCCCAGGACACUUCACCCAACAUUCAGGAACACAUGCCAAAGAAUGAUGGGAAGGGGGGAAGCAGGCAAGAUGGGAAGGUCGGUGCUGAUUCCAGGCACCCCCCAGCAGCCCUUCCUGUUGGAUACAGCUGUUGAGACUGGGCCAGUGGAUGUUUUCACUAACUACAAAGAACACCUCACACAAUAUGAUCAGAGAAACAAACCCCUUGGGAAGCUGUAAUGGAUAGUUCAUCUUCAAUUAAAAAAACUAAAAUGUCCUUCAUAAUUUUGGACAAUGAAGUGAGUUUUCCAAGCAUUCCAUAAUUAAAGACACACUUUAUUUAAAUAAUAACAAACCAUGCAGCUCUUGUAUAUAAUUAGUUUUCACACUUGGGAAGUCUUUUCCUACUUACUUACAAACUGCUGUAUGAAUGAAAUAACCUCAUGGGGCUUCGCCAUAUGUUUAUAGUGUUAUUUUUAACACUAUAACCUGAAUCAGUAGUUCUGUCAAAACCACUUGCCUGCUGGAUUUUCCUAGGUAAUCGAAUUUUAAAAUGACCAUUAACUGAUUCUUGCAAUCCAUUUUCCACUUACCUGUUAUUUAGAGUUGUAUAUAGAAUACGGUUCCAUAAACAUAUUUCCCUACUUGCCUAAUGAUUUUCCACAGUUACCACCGUAUUUCAUUGUAAUUGUAAAAAAGCAUUUCUUAUAUGCCAUCUUACCUUCCACCCAAAGAAUCCCAGUUGUGCACUAAGUUUUCCUCAGUCGUCCGUUCCCCAGGUCCCUUGGAAGGGAAAUGCUUCCAGCAGGGAAUCACACUGCUUCAGACAAUGGCAGCAGGACGUGGAACAGGAGUGAGAGCUCAUGCUCACUUCAGGGACCUCUGCUCUUUGCCUGUCACUUCUGACAUGGUGGCUCUGAGUGGCUGAAGGUCUUGUGAAAGUAGGCAGGCAUGAAGUUCUGCUUGGUGGUUCAUUUGACAAACUUGUUUUCCAACUCUAAACUGCCUGGCAUGACAACAUGCUUUAUGAAUUUUAGGAUCUAAUUCUGAGUAAUUGAGAAAGUGCCUGUAUAGGUGUGUGCAAGGAGAAAAGGUAGAAUUCAUAGCUUUUACUAUUUCAUGAAUAUAAAUUCUUGAGUGAAAAAUCAAAACCAAUAAAUCCCAAGCACAGCUGUGAAGAAAUUGCUCGGGUAAUUACUCUUUGUUAAGAGUUACUGGGGAUAAUACUAAAUAAAUAGGGAUGAACACACACACACACCCCUAAACCCCUAUUCUAUCUAAUAGCUUAAAAGCAUGAUGUUGUUUAUCUGUUAAAACUUUUAAUAGAAUUCUAUGUAACUUGAAUAAAUUGUGAAGAUAUAUAAUUUACUCUACCCAGAUAUGUCGUUUUCUGCCUCAAUCAAAUAAAACUGAGAGUCACCUGAACCACA
Molecule: messenger RNA, 2578 nt
Organism: Marmota flaviventris (yellow-bellied marmot)
Lineage: Eukaryota; Metazoa; Chordata; Mammalia; Rodentia; Sciuridae
Gene: Rhoh
Product: ras homolog family member H
Biological process (GO): small GTPase-mediated signal transduction
Molecular function (GO): GTP binding; GTPase activity
Source: RefSeq, a predicted model, not a curated record